Molecule: messenger RNA, 2236 nt
Organism: Osmia lignaria (orchard mason bee)
Lineage: Eukaryota; Metazoa; Arthropoda; Insecta; Hymenoptera; Megachilidae
Gene: Scamp
Product: secretory carrier membrane protein
Biological process (GO): protein transport
Cellular component (GO): recycling endosome membrane; trans-Golgi network membrane
Source: RefSeq, a predicted model, not a curated record
CUAGUUGUGAUGCUAAAAUACCGGCGAUACCGUAGGUAACCGCAGCGCAAUGGAUCAUCAAGUAUAGACACCUUUAGAUAAGAUUAUUUUGAGCGUGUUAAGGUCUUAUUAAUUUUCAACGAUAUAUCGGCUUGUGGCUCGGUGAACGACGAUUAAAAUGUCUGGUUUCGACGAGAAUCCCUUCGCGGAACCAAGCAUCAAUGAUCCGUUUGCGGAUCCUGCAAUAAGAAGAGCUGUAUCCUCAACACCAGCUAACAGAGGCUUGGAAGAUUAUAAUCCAUUUGCAGACCAAGGUUCCCAAGGAACUGCACAGGUCAGAGGUGCUGCAAAUCCUCCAAUCUAUGGAGGAGUUGGAGCAACACAACCAGCCACUCUUCAGCCCUCAAAUCAAGAAGCUCCACCAACUAAUUACACGCGUACUCCUCAACAAACAGUGAAUGCAGCACUUGGAAGCACAUUGUCUCCUACUUCAGAUCAAAGAUCAGAGCCAGAAUGGAAAGCAAGAGCAGAAGAGGAUAUGAGAAGUUCAGCAUAUUAUCCAAAACCACACAACUGGCCACCUUUACCUGAUAAGUGUUGCUUCCAACCUUGUUUCUACCAAGAUAUAGAUGUGGAAAUAAGUACAGACUUUCAGAAGGUGGUCAGGCAACUGUAUCAUCUCUGGAUGUUUCAUGGUUGUGUCAUGGUUCUAAAUGUUUUCGGUGGAUUCGUGCUAAUCUUAUGUAACGAAAGGUUUUCAACAUUUGGUCUUGGAAUAUUAUAUCUUAUACUUUUUACUCCAUUUUCGUUCUUGUGCUGGUACAGACCAGCCUACAAAGCUUUUAAGAAUGAUAGCUCUUUCAACUUCAUGGUGUUUUUCUUUGUCUUUUUCUUUCAAUUAAUCGUAACAGCAAUUCAGGCUAUAGGCAUUCCUGGCUCAGGAACUUGUGGUAUAAUAACAGCUAUGAUGAUGUUCGAUAAGUCCGCGAAGGGGAUUUUUGUUGGCCUUUUGUUGCUGUUCAUCGCCUUUGGUUUUGUUCUUGCUGCGUGCGGUGAUCUUCUGUUAUUGACGAAGAUCCAUCGCAUUUAUCGUUCGUCAGACGCGAGCGUUUCGAAAGCACAACAGGAAUUUGCAACAACAUUUUUGCGCAAUGAACACGUGCAAACUGCUGCGAGUAACGUUGCCGCCAACGCUGUCCGCACCCAAAUGGCUAAUGCUGCUAAUCAACCACGCUACUAAGCGUGAUUUUGCUACCCUCCAGAAUUUAUUCUUCAGGUACUCUGAUGUUUUACUUAUCAGUAAACCGAUAGAUCAUAGUUUCGAUGCUUUUGUAUCGAAACGAAAUUAUGUCGUCUUACAUUGGAAAAUUAUAAUGUAAAUUAUAAUCUUUUGAAUCAUGUUUUAUUUUUCGUGCAUGUUUUGUUGAAAUUAAUCGUAUAAUUAAUUAGCAGAGUGUACACGAAUACUCUUAACAGAUGCUUAUAAAUUAUCAUAUCUUUUUCGCAGCAGUAUUUUAUACUGGAAUAAAACAUACUGUUUGUACAAGUGUGUGCGUUUAUGUACUACUUAACAUAUAUUUCAUACGUUUAAUUUAAAAAGGAAAAAGGAGGCACGGAAUAAUUUAUCAUGUAGUAGGAGUGAGCUCAUAAUCAUAUCAGUAAUUCUUAUAUUAUUGCUUCUAUUAUACAUCAAAUAUAUUUGCUAGCUUUUCUAUUUUAGAGUGGCACUUUUAUUCAUGAUGUUGUAAUCAUGCGCGAUUUAUACGAUGGAAAAGCGUAUUCGGUUUGCUGAAAAUCAAAAUAAUUUUAUAACACAGUUGUAUCCACGAGUUCGUAGAGUUUAAUCUUCAUUUGUUGUGUUGAUAAGCGUUAACUUAAUUACCAAUUAUACGAAAAUGAAACAUCUUUAUAUCUAUCCCAAUAUUGUCCUAUACAUUCCUUGCAACAUGUAAUAUAUGGCCUUUCCUUAUUAAGUACUUGUUAUCUAGCACCAUAAAAUAUUAUAUCACUUUGUAAAGUUUAAUCUAUAUAGAUAAAUAGGGGAUAUUUUGAAAACAAAUAACUUUUACAUACGUUUAACUAUUUAUUAAUUAUCGAUAAAUUAUUUGUAGCCUACAAAAACAAAUAAUUGGGUUAUAUCGUUGCUGUUACUUUAUUGGAUGUAUCCAAAAAUGUCCGAAUGAAGUGGGAAAUUAAUAUCGAGUAGAAAAAAAGAAUGUUCGGGAGAUAAAAAUAAAGAAUUAAAUGUAUCUUGUUA